CACAGGAUGAGAGGGCUCCCGUCGCUGUGACAACGGGCGCUAAUGGAGACGGUGGACUGGGCGGAUGGAUGGUGAUGAUGCUCCUCCUCCGAGGUACUUAACACCAUGGCUUUGAUCUGGCCUGGCACUCACUCCUUCUGUCCUCUCCUGUCCUGUCUGCUCACUGCACAGCUGAGACUGGGAGAAAGAGGAGAAGAGAGAGAGAGAGAAGAGGAGGAGAAGAUGUCUACAGGCUGUGGCUGUGUGAGGUCGCCCCUGGAGACAGCUGAACACAGACUGACGGGAGGACAUGAGCACCACUAUCAGAUAGUGGAGCCUGUGAGGACCCUGCUAGAGGAGGGGACAGGGAUGACCAGAGCUGUGCAGGGGAAACACUGUCCUGAGGCUGUGCACCCUGAGGAGCAGCCUGAUGAGCAGGAACUGAAGAAACCACGCAGGAAAGACACGCCAGUCCUCAGCACUCCUCCACUCAUACCAGGUUUGAGGUUGGUGAAAGGAGAGAAGAGAAUGAUUCACAUGGAGGAUGAUGAGAAGGAUGGAAAGAACUAGAAGUCAUUGGAAGAUAGUUUUUUGCCUACAGUUUUUUUGUUGACAUUGUUGUUUUCAGUUGUCAUAUCGUUAAUUGUUAAUAUGUAGCCUAUACCUGUUUAUUAAAAGUAGCUCUACAAUG
Coregonus clupeaformis (lake whitefish) is the source of this 670-nucleotide messenger RNA. RefSeq names its product protein phosphatase 1 regulatory subunit 17 (gene ppp1r17). Gene Ontology annotation, molecular function: protein phosphatase inhibitor activity. Gene Ontology annotation, biological process: regulation of phosphatase activity. The record is from RefSeq and is a predicted model, not a curated record. The transcript is spliced from 4 exons. The coding region runs from base 106 to 549 and encodes 147 amino acids. NCBI's taxonomy places the organism in Eukaryota, Metazoa, Chordata, Actinopteri, Salmoniformes, Salmonidae.